Molecule: messenger RNA, 4365 nt
Organism: Mycosarcoma maydis (corn smut)
Lineage: Eukaryota; Fungi; Basidiomycota; Ustilaginomycetes; Ustilaginales
Product: bifunctional ATP-dependent DNA helicase/ssDNA endodeoxyribonuclease DNA2
Exons: 1
Coding region: 1-4365 (1454 amino acids)
Biological process (GO): replication fork reversal
Cellular component (GO): cytoplasm
Molecular function (GO): 5'-flap endonuclease activity; single-stranded DNA helicase activity
Source: RefSeq, a predicted model, not a curated record
AUGACGUUCGACGCCGCCGAUGCACGUUUUAUGGACGAGUUGUUUGCCGAUCUCGAUGCCUCUCACUUUUCCAUCCCUCCAUCGCAAAGUCCACCAAGGAAGAAACCGACGUACAGCCCUCCAUUGUCGCAACAGCGCAAGCCUUCUUCGUACCGCAAAAGCGCCUCGCCUAACCCAGCCUCGAAACUUGUCAGAUCCCCUCUCAAGGACUUGACGCUCUCUCAGUCUCAACUCAUCAAUUUCGACGGUGAAGACCGGCUCAAACAACCGUCAGCCACUUCGACAAGCUCAACUCAGCGUGCCGUUUCAGCCUCUGACAUAAAGCGCCAAAAGACUGAACACUCUGUCAGCCCCACAAUACCGGUAUCAAUACCAGACACGUCCACGACAUCGGCAUCGAAGCCCACUUCCGCUCGCACAAACGUUCAAGCUCGUGAACGAUGCACCUAUACACGUGCUCGUAUCUCGGCAGUGGUAGACAGCUCGUAUCAGCUGUCCGUCGACAGUGCAGGCCCAUCUAAACGUCUUCUUCCAGAGAAAAUCCUGGUCCUCGAACCUGACAAGCAGAGCGUUAACAUCAACCAGACUAGUCCGUCGAAAAGUGGAACUGGCAGUGAUCCACCAGGUAAUGAGACAGAAGUGCUGCUUGCCGCCCUCCGCGACGACUGGCUGCAGACGCUGGUCUCGGUAGGCAGUGUCGUACAUCUCGUCGGUCACUUCGAGAUUGAACCCAGCACUGUUCCCAGAAGCUUAGAUCAGUAUUAUCAAGGUUCGAAAGACGAGCCCCAGGUUAAAAUGGUCAUAGAGCAGCCCUGUGUCGAGCAAACCCAGCCGUUAAAUGCCAGCGAUGUACAAGACGAGGACGACGACCUCUGGGACGACCUAGCCUCCAUGCCGUCGCUGUCACAGUGUGCCACUCAGGAGCUGCUUGCCUCUGACGUUGCACCUAGAGCCAAGAUUAUGAUCCUCGCUUCGCGCUCCACUUCAGCUAAAAAUUCGGACUCGGUUGACCAUGCGCUUGAUAACCUUCUGGUUGUCCAUCCUGAUGUUCUAGUCUCAGCGACCAAAGUAGCCGACGUUGCCUCAUGCAUUCGGAAACCAGUUGUCCAGGAUCGGCUGCGUGGUGCAUCCGAUGUGACACUCAGUCUUGUUAUGGGUAACAUGCUACACGAAUUGUUGCAAGCAUGUCUCACCGCCUCGCCAUCUGUACAGAAUUUCGAUACGAUCGAGACCAACGAGCCAGAGGGCCCAUUGGACACACUCCCUUCCGUAUCGCCUUGGCCUGAUCAAUGGCAGGGCAUUGGUAACUUCAGCCGGACUUUUGUCGAGCAACAAGUCGAGAAGCAGGUCCGCGCCAACAUCGAGAGCUUGUACGCCAUCGAGCUCAGCACUGAUGAUGCCGCAAUGCAGUUGCGAGAAAAAGCGGCUCCUUUUGCCCACUUUGCUCGUACUUUUCUGCUGCAAGGAGAGGACGCUACAUUUCAUCCAGAGGCAACCUUGCGAGACUCGGGUCACUCGCACGCCGCGCCUCUUGCUAAAGUACGCCUCCGACGCAUCCUCGAUGUAGAAGAAGAGAUCUGGAGUCCCAUCUUUGGCCUCAAGGGUAAGAUCGACGUAUCGGUCGAGUGCGAUAUUUUCGAAGAGUCCGAGCCUCCGGCCCCGAUGACAACUUCGGCUCAACAUGGUCAAGCUUUCGUGCGUGGCACUCGGACAAAUACGUCAAGAGAGCAAUCGCAGCGCCGUAUCACAACAUCAGUGGUACCUUUGGAGCUUAAGACGGGUCGUGCAGAGUUCGUGUCGACGGAACAUCGCGCUCAGACCAUGAUGUAUACGCUCAUGAUGUCGGACCGAUACGGAGUUCGCGUCAACGAUGGGCUGCUCUACUACUCGAAAUCUGGCGAGCUGCAUCGCAUCCGCUUCAGCCGAAACGAAGUGCGCAGUCUUAUCAUCGGCCGCAAUGAGCUCGCGCACUAUCUUCGCCUCGACUCGAGUCGGCUUCGUAACGACGAGCUUGUAAUGACGGCGUCUGAAGAGCCUCUACCGGUACUGCCGCCGACCAUCGACAGCGAGCACAAAUGUCGACGAUGCUAUGCCGUUGAUGGGUGUAUGCUCUUCCGUCGCGCCGUAGAGAACGUCGUCGAGCCAUCAGAAGUCAAGCUCGAGGAUAUUGAGGGUAUCAGUGCGCCAAAAUCAGGCAGGAUCUUGUCUAAAAGGACACCGAUUGCAGACAUCUUUGAGCAAAAGACUGGGCACCUGACAGAUGUCCAUCUCGAAUUUUUCCGCAAAUGGGACCGUUUGCUGAAUCUCGAAGAGGAGGACGCUGUUCGCCUUCGUAGGGAAAUGUGGACCAUGACAGCGGAGCAGCGCGAAAGGGUGGGCCGAUGCUUUGGCAAGAUGCGUCUUGACAUUCUUCACGAGUCUUGCCUGCCAGAGGCUUCGGGAUCGAUGCGCAGAGUCGUCCACCGCUUCGUUCGCCAUCAAGAUCCAACUCAGAGCGCGGAGGCAGGUCUUCUGUCUGGUCAUAUUACCAUCAAUGAUCCCGUGACUGUCUCAAUCGAGCCGCAUAUGCUUUCGGUGGCUCAGGGCUUUGUGUCCAACCUCACUCCGACUUGCAUCGAGAUUGGGCUUGAUCACUCGCUCGAAGCAGCCAUGCAAAGAGCAUUGGUGAACACCAACGCGAAUGCGCACAUAGAGCCAUUUGACGUUGCAUCUGCCGCUGAGCGGAUCGUCUUCCGCAUCGACAAGGACGAACUUUCGAGCGGCAUGGGUCGCAUCCGAGCCAACUUGGCCGCACUGUUCUUGGCGCCCGGGAGAGGCGGUGAUGUUAAGCGUCGCGAGCUGGUGGUUGAUUUGCGUGCUCCACGCUUCCUGCAACCGGAGCAGCUGCAGAAGAAUUUCUCGACCAGUUCGGAUCAAGAGCCAGCCGAGCAGAUCAUUGAGCGAGCCCGAGCUGAUCCAAGCCUCAACCAAGACCAAAAGGUGGUGAUCGACAAGGUGCUCACCACCCAAGACUAUGCUCUUGUGCUUGGCAUGCCGGGAACAGGUAAAACAACAAUCAUUGCCAAACUCAUCGAGCUGCUCGUCAAGCUGGGCAAGCGGAUUCUUUUGACAAGUUACACGCAUUCGGCGGUCGAUACCAUCCUUCGCAGACUUAGUGAGGAUGAGAGCAAGCGCGUGGAUAGCCCUUUGCGCAUUCUACGCCUCGGUAGCAAGGACAAAGUGCAUCCGGAUGCCCACCAGUUCCUUCUUCCGCGCUGCGGGACGCUGAACGAAUUGAAGGACGCUUUCGAGUCACCCAAUGUGGUGGCAGCGACGUGUCUCAGCGUGCAUCAUACGUUGUUCUCCUCUGGUCUUGCCAGGAGAAUGCGCAGCCGAACUACCGCGGGUGAUGGAGGAGACGAGCCGUUCACGUACCUCUUCGAUUACUGCAUCGUGGACGAAGCGUCACAGAUCCCGCUUCCUACCUGUCUGGGACCGCUUCGAUUUGCGGACAAGUUUGUUCUUGUGGGCGACCACCAUCAACUUCCGCCGCUGGUCAAGAACGCACAAGCCAAAAAAGGGGGCUUGGACAUAUCGCUGUUCAAGCUUCUUUCGGAGCGUCACGGUGAUCGAGCAACGGUAGCACUGCGAUCGCAGUACCGCAUGAACGACGACAUUAUGCGGUUGUCGAACGAGAUGGUCUAUCAUGGACAGCUACGCGCUGGCAACGAGCGGGUCAGGGACCAGACCUUGAUGCUUGGCAACGUCGAAGCUGCUAAGAGAGGCGCCGGUGAAGACAAGUGGCUGUGCGACUUGCUUCGACCCGAAGCCAAAGUGAGGUUCUUGGACACGUCCAAGCGUAGAUUGGAGGAGGUAGGCGAGAGUAAGCACGGCGAACUGGUGACGAAUCAGUUUGAAGCACAAGUGGUGCUGAGGAUCGCCUCAUUGCUUGUACAGGGCGGUUGCAGGCCCGAUCAGAUUGCGGUGGUCACGCCGUAUCGUCAGCAGUUGAAGCUUCUGCGUUCGCUGCUUGACAAGUGCGGAGACGGCCAGCAGCUACGCAGGCUGGACGCGAUCGAGCUUUUGACCGCAGAUCAAAGCCAGGGAAGAGACAAAGACGUCAUAUUGGUUAGUUUUACCCGUGCCAAUUACCAGCGCUGCUCUGGCUCCAGUAGCACCAUGGCCGAGGCUUACAGGGAGGAAGAAGGAGCUCAAGGAGGAAACACGGGUGAACUGCUGAAUGACGUUCGCCGACUCAAUGUCACUCUGACACGAGCCAAACGCAAACUCAUCCUCAUAGGUCACACAGCCACAUUACAAGGUUCUCGCGUGCUACAGCCAUUGUUGAAGAUGUGCAGGGAUGCAGGCUGGAUGUCUGACGUCUAA